AAACUCAGGACCAGUGGAAGCCCCCAAGAUUCAAGGACUAUUCCUCCCAGUCUCUGUGGAUUUUUACAGUUGUUUUUCUUGGCCCAAGGAUCUUACCCAGUGAUGCAAAUGGAGGGGAGUGAGGGGCGGGUGAACAGAAAACAGUGGUCAGAAUGAGUUAGGGAAGCAGAUGUUAGGAAGAGGCAGAAGAUAGAAAGGACAUGGAGGAAGUGGGUAUGAGUGGCCCAAACACCUGAGAUAGGAUACCCAGGAGGGACAGCUUUUCAAGAGGAGACUCUGCUUAGCAUGGACUGGGCUGAAGUCUAAGACUCCCACCUGUUAACAUCUGGGUCCAGAAUCAUGUCUGCUAAGAAAGGCUGGUGGGUGCCUCCUGAGGGCGAGGACAGUGUGUCUGACAAGUUCCUAAGGAAGACCAGGGAAUCUCCGUUGGUACCCAUAGGCUUGGGAGCCUGCCUGGUGGUGGCAGCAUACAGAAUUUAUCGGUUGAAGGCUCGUGGUUCCACGAAGAUGUCCAUACAUCUGAUUCACACCCGAGUGGCAGCACAGGCCUGUGCUGUGGGUGCAAUCAUGCUAGGUGCUGUGUACACCAUGUACAGAGAUUAUAGCAAGAGGAUGGCACAGGACCCUAGGGACAAGUAGUGCUCCUGAGGGGGCUGGGCAGCCUCACCCCCCUCCCCAGCCUCUGUAUGUGCCUAAUAAACCAGUGCUGAAGAAUGUCAAGUGUCUUCUUCACCAGCAGAGAGCAGAGGAAGGGACCCAGAAGAAAGGCUGGAUACCAAAGGGCUCUGGUCCCCAACUCCAGGGAUAGAUAUAAGGGGCAGUGGUCUCCUAAGGCAGGUGAACCUUAAAUCCCAGAAUCCCAUCAAUUCCCAUACCACCUCAGGUCCACCCAGAGGCAGCAGGGAGUGGGAUGGUGGGGGCAGUGAAAGGGCCUUGAGGCUCAUGGGAACACUGAGUUAAGAGCAGGCAUUCCUUCACAGGCUGCUUCCCUGGGGAUCCAGGCAGGAAGGGGCAGCAGCUGGGAGCAGAGGCAAUGAUGCCUCAUGGGAAAUGACAUAUAUCCAGAAUGUAAGCACUAGGACUAGACAGGGUGGGGGUGAGGGUGUGGGGCGGAUGAAAGAAGCAGGCCAAGGCAGAGGUCAGAAUUUUCUGUUCACUUACAAAACACAACUAAGUUGAACUUGUAAAAAAUAAAAUUCCAUGUAAAUCCUGAAGACAGUGCCUCUUUGGGUUAAAAACUUUCAUCCUCUUCUCUUUCCCUGGGCCCAAGCUCUUCUCUGUUUCUGGGGAAUGAAGCCAGGCAGAGGCUACAGAGAGAAUCAGGAGGCCAAAUGCCCCUUUCUUACUGGGACUCUGGAUUGGAGGCUUGUGGGUUGUCAUGAUGGCCACAGCAAUUCUCAGACACUCUUUGAUAACACGAAGACUGAGUCACACUGGUCUCAGCUUCAAGUCCAGGAGCUGCCAGGAACACCUGCACUCACAUGGGAUAAUUAAGCACAACAUCU
This is a messenger RNA of Sciurus carolinensis (gray squirrel), 1505 nucleotides long. RefSeq names its product HIG1 hypoxia inducible domain family member 1B (gene Higd1b). Gene Ontology annotation, cellular component: mitochondrion. Lineage: Eukaryota; Metazoa; Chordata; Mammalia; Rodentia; Sciuridae. The record is from RefSeq and is a predicted model, not a curated record. The transcript has 4 exons. Gene Ontology annotation, biological process: mitochondrial respirasome assembly. The coding region runs from base 340 to 639 and encodes 99 amino acids.